Messenger RNA from Gossypium raimondii (Peruvian cotton), 927 nucleotides. Its product is annotated as protein SHI RELATED SEQUENCE 3. The record is from RefSeq and is a predicted model, not a curated record. Gene Ontology annotation, biological process: positive regulation of DNA-templated transcription. Gene Ontology annotation, cellular component: nucleus. Gene Ontology annotation, molecular function: DNA binding; DNA-binding transcription factor activity. The transcript is spliced from 2 exons. NCBI's taxonomy places the organism in Eukaryota, Viridiplantae, Streptophyta, Magnoliopsida, Malvales, Malvaceae. Bases 126 to 731 code for a protein of 201 amino acids.
AAACACCACCAUCUUCCCUAAUUGUCACUAUAAAAAUAAGGCGAGCUAGAGGUUGAAGAAGAUCCAAGAUGAAAUUUGUUUUUUUGAAACUGGAAAAAUGAAUUGGGUUUUAAGCAAGUGUUUGAAUGAAUGAAUUAAGGAGGAUGAUGAUGUUGAGGCAAGGCAGCACAAGGUGUGAAGACUGUGGCAACAAAGCCAAGAAAGAAUGUGGGUUCACGAGGUGCCGGACUUGUUGUAGGAGCAAAGGGUAUCAGUGCCAAACUCAUAUCAAAAGCACUUGGGUUCCUGCCUAUAGAAGGAUUAGACAAAACCCACAGAUCUCUCGUAACCCUACAAGGCUUAGACAAAAUCCUUCUUCAGGGUUAGAAGUGGGGAAAUUUCCGGCGGAAGUGAUUUCUCCGGCGACAUUCCAGUGUGUUCGAGUGAGCUCCGUGGAAGAUGCAGAUGAUGAAUAUGCUUAUAGGACAAGUGUGAACAUUGAAGGACGUGUGUUCAAGGGUAUUCUCUAUGAUCAAGGCCCUCACCACUCAUUAGGCGAAAGCUCCUCUCGAGAUCAGACACAUUUGCAGCAACAGCAGCCGAAUCAAAUCAUUGCUGCCGACCCUCUAACAAUGGCUACCACAACUACUUCGGCUACUGUAGAAACUCUUCUUCCCUUCGCGUAUGCAUCUCCCUUUAAUGCUUUCAUGUCACCUAGUACGCAGUUUUUCCUCCACCAACCAAAGCCUUAGUAACUGCGAGGGAAGAAGGGUAAAAUUGCUUUAGGAAAAAAAAUAACUUUUUGUUCUUGCAAAUUUUACUCACUUUCAGUGAGUUGGAACUCCCAUUUCCCUCUGCCUUCUUUGGUUAUAGCAGGUGAUCGCUUUGUAUUUGCCCUAAUACAUAUCUAAUAUUCAUCACAGUUUUAAGAAAUAAAAAGGUUUAAUU